UUGAACGUGGAGUACAGAACAGAUACCGACUCGCUGGGAGAGGUCAGCAUUCCAUCGGACGCAUACUACGGUCCGUUUACCGGAAGGGCCGUCAGGCAAUACUCGGUAACGGGAGCCAGAUCCCAUGACAACCUGAUACGGGCGUUUGUCAUGAUAAAGCGAUCGGCCGCCGUUGCCAACAUGAAGACGGGAGUCAUGGACGCGGAGCGCGGCGACACCAUCGUCGAGGCCUGCGAUCAGAUUCUGGCUGGCCGGUUUGUGGACCAGUUUGUGGUGGAUGCGAUCAACUCAGGGGCGGGAACCGCCUUUAACAUGAACUCAAACGAGGUGAUCGCCAACGUGGCGCUGGAGAUAAUGGGCAAGGAGAAGGGACAGUACCAGCACCUGCACCCAAACGACCACGUGAACAUGUCCCAGUCAAGCAACGACACGUUUCCCACCGCGAUGCAUGUCGCCAUCCUGGAAAAUCUAGUCCAAGCCGUGCAGGCAAUAGAUGCGCUCAUCGGCUCACUCUCAAGAAAGGCAGAGCAGUUUGCGCCGUGCAAAAAGAUAGGAAGGACGCACCUGAUGGACGCCCUGCCGGUAACCCUGGGCGGCGAGUUUGCCGCAUAUGCCACUGCCAUCACAAAGGCCAGGGACGCCAUCGCAGAGGCGCAAAAGACGCUGGAGCCAGUGGCGCUUGGGGCAACAGCUGUGGGCACCGGGGCAAACACGCCAGAAGGGUACAGAGAGACAGCAAUCACGGAGCUGGCAGAGAUCUCGGGGCUUCCGCUGGUACCGGAGCAGGACAUGCAGUACGCGUUGCAGAGCAGGUUUGCCGUCGCAAAGGCAUCCGCGUCACUGCGGAACCUGGCGCUGGAGCUUGGCAGGCUCGCAAACGACAUCAGGCUGAUGGCAUCGGGGCCCGUUGCUGGGUCUCUCGGAGCUUGGGAUUCCCGCGGUGCACGCCGGCUCGUCGAUCAUGCCAGGAAAGUGGCCCACGCCGCCCAGGGCGGGCAGUUCGAGCUGAACGUAAUGCUGCCGGGCAUGCUAAAGUGCAUGCUAGAAUCAACAGACAUGCUCAAGAACUUUCUGCCGGUCUUCUCUGCAAACCUGAUCGACGGCCUGACCGCGGACAGGGGGCGCCUGCAAAAGAACAUAGAGAACAGCCCGGUCAUAGUCACGCUUCUUGCGUCCCAAGAUCGGUUACCUCAAGUCGGCCGAGCUGUUCAAGGAGUCCCUGAAGACCGGCAAGACCAUCAGGGAGCUGGUGCUGGAGAAGGGGAUGCUCCGCAAGAAGAGCUGGAUGAAAUAUUCGGGUAGAGAUGGCAAGG
This is a messenger RNA of Geodia barretti, 1313 nucleotides long. NCBI's taxonomy places the organism in Eukaryota, Metazoa, Porifera, Demospongiae, Tetractinellida, Geodiidae. The record is from the annotation of a GenBank genome assembly.